CAAGUUUUUACAAUGGUCGCCACGAGGCACGUUUGCAGUCUUUCUGAUCACUUCUUACCAACAACCAACUGACCACCACUCACCUGAAAUCAAUUCUACAAGGUUGAAGAAACCACGUUGCAAUUUUCAUGAAUACAUUUUCAGGCCGUCUUUUGAUGCGGGAAUCGCUGAGAUGGUGCCUUCUGCCGACGAAACCACUUCAGAAAAGGAAGUAAGCGCGAUUAUUUAUUGGGCUGAUUGGAAACACAUCAAGAAUACAGAUAAAUGAAUAAUAUUAUAACAGCAUGCUACGCAGCUGCGGACUAAGAUUAUAUGAACUAUCAGCAGUACAAAUGGACAAAAAUGGAUACAAAUGGAUUCCACCUCAAAUGAAUGAUAAUGAAAAAAGAGAAACAAACAGGAAGCUGAAAAAAUCCAUUUACCGUGAUUUACAUGGACGGUAAUCGGUUUUCAGAUGCUCAGUUCAUUCCGCUCGGGGAAAGAUCUGUACGCAUCCGUCAAUCCUGCUCUCCAAUUUUUCCAGACCCUUGCAGUUGCUGAGAUUGUACAUGCAGCUGUGGGCUUUGUUAAGUCCAGUCCAUUGCUGACGGGGUUUCAGGUGUUUUCCCGUGUUUUCGUAGUAUGGGCCGUGUUGGAUUAUUCUGUCGAGGCGCGGGACAGCGUGGGAUUUCCGAUGCUCUUGAUCUGCUGGACUUUGGCCGAAAUGACGCGCUAUGCUUUCUAUGCAGCUAACCUAAUCAACAUGGACGCUCCGGUGUUGACAUGGCUGCGCUACACAAUGUUCAUCGUUUUGUAUCCGAUCGGCAUUACCGGCGAAUUGUUAGCGACAUGGCAGUCCAUGAAUAAAAUUGUGGAAAAACGCCCAUAUUGCUACAGCGAUAAUGCGGUCAAUUGGGUGUGGUAUGUCUACGUUGGUCUGAUGCUGACUUACAUACCCGUGUUUCCUAAAUUAUAUCUGUACAUGCUGCAUCAGAGGAAAAAGGUCUUGGGACACAGUCGCCCAGCAAAAAGGGAAGGAAAAAAGGUGGAAUAAUUCCGUGACGCUAUCCAUGCUAUCCAGUAUUCUAGACGCAGUUGGUUUUAGUUCCAGUCAUUUCAGGUGGCUUUGUGAACCCUGAAAUGUUUUUGUAAAUAGACUUCGAAUGUUUUUGAUGAAUUUGCAAUUCUAUUGGAUAACUGAAUCAUGUCUUUCAUCAACUGCAUUAAUUACAAUCUGUAUUACGAAUGGUUUAUGUUGCUGUAAGAUGUCUGCAUUUUCAGAAAA
Molecule: messenger RNA, 1264 nt
Organism: Paramacrobiotus metropolitanus
Lineage: Eukaryota; Metazoa; Tardigrada; Eutardigrada; Parachela; Macrobiotidae
Product: very-long-chain (3R)-3-hydroxyacyl-CoA dehydratase hpo-8-like
Exons: 6
Coding region: 455-1033 (192 amino acids)
Biological process (GO): sphingolipid biosynthetic process; fatty acid elongation; very long-chain fatty acid biosynthetic process
Cellular component (GO): endoplasmic reticulum membrane
Molecular function (GO): 3-hydroxyacyl-CoA dehydratase activity
Source: RefSeq, a predicted model, not a curated record